CGCCAUGCACGCUAUAUCAGCAGAUAUCAGCAACACAAACUGGGUCUGUGUGUACCUCCGUGCACACCAUUGCACACUCUAAGGCAUUCAAAAUGCCUCUAAUUUUAGGUUUAGUUAAGUUCACCUACUCUAAAACAACCAUGAUUUCUGGAAGAGGUGAACAUGUGUGUGUGGCCAUAUUGAGUGUGGCCCACAUCUCUGUUCUAGCACUUUCUGUCCUGAUGGAAAGAAUUUCACAACCAACUAAAAUAUGGGGAUCCUGCAAGUAAGGUGUGCCACAGAGAACCCACUUGAAUAAAGCACACAUGAUGUCCUCUUCUCCUCUGACUUUAGUUUUCUUGUCUCUUUGACAAAGGGCUUAGUCCGAGCAUAGACGUGACCGGGCGCUCCGCAGCUCUCAGUGAGUGGAAUGACCUGAGUUACGGUCUUUGCUGUAAGUGGCUGGGUUCCCAAGCACCUUAUGCCUAGGCCUCCCCCAACAAGGAUUUAACUGGAGGCACGUAAGAGGCACAAUGUGCUUUCUAUAACUCUCGCUCUCUCUCUCUCGCUGUCGCAUCAUUUUCAGGUUAGUUAUGUGUUAAAGGUUGCCACUGCAGUUGGUAACUACAUUUAACAACACAAAGAAUGUGUGCCAGCAAGUGGAAGCUGAAAAAGCGUCUGCAUAAAUUAAGACAUGACGUUCAUGUGGAAUCCUGCUUCCUCCAUCCGUAUGUCCUCCUUUUACUUCCUCCCUUUUUUCCUCCCAAUUUUAAGCUUUACUAACAUGCUGAAGAACAAGCAGCCCACUCCAGUAAACAUUCGAGCCACCAUGCAACAACAACACAUGGCAAGUGCCCGCAAUCGGCGCCUUGCACAGCAAAUGGAGAACCGCCCUUCAGUGCAAGCUGCUUUGAACCAUAAGCAGAGCUUGAAACAGCGGUUGGGAAAGGGCAACAUCCAGGCUCGGCUUGGCAGGCCAGUGGGAGUGAUGAGAGGAGCUGUAGGAGGCAGAGGACUGCGCGGGAUUGGACGAGGCAUGGGUCGUGGGCGGGGCCGAGGAGGACCUGUGCUUAGAGGAGCUCUAUCUCUCAGAGGCAAACGCAUAGGUGGAGCACCUAUGAGAGGGCGUGGAUCCGCUGGAAGAGUGUCCAUGAGAAGAGGCAGCCGGCAGCGUGGAGGCAUGCCAGGACGUGGAGGGGGCCUGUCCAGAGGAGGAGCUCGGGGAGGAGCCACCAGAGGUCGGGGGGGCUUAAGGGGCCGAGGUGGUUUUGGAGGCCGUGGGGGCAGAGGCAGAGGGCGUGGCCGUGGCUUGGGUCGCCCCACAGUGACCCGGGAGCAGCUGGACAACCAGCUGGAUGCCUACAUGUCAAAGACCAAGGGCCACCUGGACGCAGAGCUGGAUGCCUACAUGGCACAAGCAGACCCUGAUGCCAUGGAGUGACCUGAGCUGGCAAACACUGGUGUCUGGCUUUUUUUCUUUUUUUUUUUAUAAUUUUUUUUUUUUUAACCAUUACUUUUGCUUCUCAAUGUAUUUAUUUUUGUUAACUGCACAAAGUCAAACCUUAAAUUGCCUGUUUUGUACUGAAAAUAAGUAUUGUUUACUUUAUAAGGUCCAAUUUGUCUUUUUUUUAUCUUGACAAAUUGUAAAUUUUUAGUCAAAUGAUGCGGUUUUAAGACUUUAAACCUUUAAAAAUAUGCAUUCAGUGAAAAAAAAUACUGACCUGCCGUGGCAUUUCUGAUCGAUGCUUUAAAAAAAUCUAGACUAAUGAGAACAAUGUUAUGGUUGGUUCUAUUUUAAGGUAUUUUUGGUAGUUUGUGAAGGUGUAAAAUGCAAGUGAUGUCUGGGGUGUGGAGAAAUUGCCUAUAAAUAAAAAGGAUGUUUGAAAUAA
Molecule: messenger RNA, 1868 nt
Organism: Boleophthalmus pectinirostris (great blue-spotted mudskipper)
Lineage: Eukaryota; Metazoa; Chordata; Actinopteri; Gobiiformes; Gobiidae
Gene: chtopa
Product: chromatin target of PRMT1a
Exons: 4
Coding region: 674-1420 (248 amino acids)
Source: RefSeq, a predicted model, not a curated record